AUGCCAUCCGACGGACGAUACGGUUACUCUCAUCCAAACCCCCCAAGCUAUGACUACAACCCUUACCCCCCACCCGUCUCAGCGUACGAGCCUCCUCAGGUAGUUCAACCCCCUUCCUUGCGAUCAUCUCGGUCAACAAAUCCCCCUUCCCAACCCCAUUCACCGCCUCUGUCAAAUCACCACUAUCAAGCCCCAUCCUACCAGCAGCAGGGUUACGGUCCAGGGCAGUACCAGCACCCGCCGCCUCAGCCCCCGCCCCAGGCUCAGCACCCGCCGCCGCCGCCGCAUCCUUCAUCGCACUGGCCCAAUGAGGGCUGGGGCCAUUAUAAUCAGCAACAAUACCCACCCCAUCCCCCUCCCACACAUGCGUCUGCAGAACCUCCGUACACCUCUGGUCCUGGACGACCAGAACAAGUUUCCAGCUCUUCUUCUGAGCCGAGGGGAUACGCGCCUUCGCAUCCCCCUCCUCCGCCUUCGAGCGGUGAUUCUCGUAGAGGGGAGGAUAGGCACCAUGCACCACCGCCACCUCCACCUCCUCACUCGUCCUCUGCCUCCUCGAUUCCGCCGCCACCGAGCUCUGCUCACCAUCACCAGCAACAGCAACCGCAGCAGCCUCCUCCUCCUCCACACCACCACCACCAGGCUCAACAGCAUAACAAUCAGGGAAAACCUUCACGGAGGGAGAAAGAAUCCCCUCCCGCGAUCCCACCGCCAGGCACACCUUCCAAUCUUGAUUUCAUGAAGUUGUUGGAGUCCUAUAGGAUAAUUUUGGAUGGGACGGAGGCGCUGUCUGCUCCCUCGUCGUCGUCGUCGUCAGCCUCCAGAACGCCUCCAGCGGCCGAGACGAUCGAACGAAUGUUGCAGAGCGCUACGUACGGUUGGCACACGCUCGACGAGGCGUUGGCGCAGCAUUCCCAUCGCCAGAGUGGCGGUAAUGCCGCGGCACCGACCGAGUCGACACGCUCUCCAAAGGAGAAAGACCCAGAAGAAGCGACGCCGAAGGAGCCGGCGAAUGGAGCUACGGCGUCAUCGUCUUCUUCUUCAAAGCGACAGAAAGUAGAUGAUACGGUUCAGGAAGGUCAGACUUGUUUGGGGUGUAAUGCUACCUCUACGCCAGAGUGGAGACGGGGACCGAUGGGACCUCGUACACUAUGCAAUGCUUGUGGGCUGGUGUACGCCAAGCUGAUAAAAAAACGUUUUCGGGAAACACUCAAUAUGAAGGGUCAGAAUGGCAAAAAUAUUCCUCCCCAAGCGGCUGGUGAUGACUCAUUGGAAGGCGAGAGCGAAGACGACGACGGGUAUUCGCAGGACCGACGGAGCGAGCUUGUGGAAGGGAGAGACUAA
Molecule: messenger RNA, 1344 nt
Organism: Laccaria bicolor S238N-H82
Lineage: Eukaryota; Fungi; Basidiomycota; Agaricomycetes; Agaricales; Hydnangiaceae
Exons: 5
Coding region: 1-1344 (447 amino acids)
Biological process (GO): regulation of DNA-templated transcription
Molecular function (GO): zinc ion binding; sequence-specific DNA binding
Source: RefSeq, a predicted model, not a curated record